AGGAGGAGGAGAGGUCGGAGCCGUCUCCAAGAACCCUUAGAGACCGAGUCCCCGGUGGCAGCGGCGGCGGUGGGGGCAGCGCAGUGGCAGGCGAGUGAGCUCCAGGCGACGGAUUCAUUUGAUCACUCACAGCCUGAAAGCAGUGGACCACAGGAAGGCUAACUGGAAUAUGCUGGUCCUCUGUUUCCUGAAUUAUGAAGAAUUGCAAAGGUUUCACUUCCUGCCAGGUGAAACCUGAUUGAAGAUGUCCAGCAAGACAGCAAGCACCAACAACAUAGCCCAGGCAAGAAGAACUGUUCAGCAGUUACGAUUGGAAGCCUCCAUCGAAAGAAUAAAGGUUUCAAAGGCAUCAGCAGACCUCAUGUCCUACUGUGAGGAGCACGCCAGGAGUGACCCUUUGCUGAUAGGAAUCCCAACUUCAGAAAACCCUUUCAAGGAUAAGAAGACAUGCAUCAUCUUAUAGUGAGAUCAUGAAAACCGUUCCUCGCCUCCUGUCUCAACAAAGAUGAUGAGCAGCUCCUGGAAGAGAUCCACCUGUGGCUUAUUUGGUAACCACUGCUAGUAACUAAAAUGCUCAGAACUUGGAAUGAUGGACUCUAAAGUCUUUAUUUUUUCCAGUUGCCCUUUCUCUAAAAUGCUUCUCACUAAUCUAAUACAGAGUAACAAUCUCUUUUUCCAUUUGGUGACUGUGGUGUUGUAUUGGGUCACUGUUUAGGGAACGCUAUUGUAGGCCUUUUAAAAAAACACAAUUGCACACUUUAAAUAUACAGUGGAUUCAAAUAUGCCAUAAACUGCCUAAGCACCUGUCAAGUUAAAAUGUCAAGAACUUGAAUCCUAAAACCUUUAUAUCUUACUGUGCUCUUAAUAAAGUUUGUACCACCCAGUAUAGUAUAUAAGGAAAGAAGGAUGUUUUGUGUAUAUAUGUAUAUGUAUGCCUAUAUGUAUACACACACCAAUGCUUAUUUCCUUAUUAAAGCAUCCCUCUUUCUAUACCAUCAUUUCCUCAGCUUCAGAAGUCAUCCUUUCUUCUUGAGCUGUGUGUAGAUAGAAUAAAACAUCCUUUUUUGUUUAGUUACUAUAUUUAAAAAAAUGAAUGAACAUCCUAAAGAUUGUAUUCAUGGCAGUUAAGCAAUGCACUCAUCUCUCGUCUUUCCAACUUGUGCUGGGCCUAAAUAGGCUGCAGUGAACUGUGCCAACUUACACUCCAGGCUUCUUGAUCAUGAGUUACCCAUUCAGCAGGAGCCUUUGGGACUUCAUUGUUUCUAAGCCUAGGACAAGGGGAAAGGAAACCUCAGGAGGCCCCUGGGCAGCAACUGUGGUCCUAGGACUCACAGUCUCUCCUGGAUUAGGAUUAGAAACCUCUGGAAAUUCCCCCCUGAUGACUAGAAGAGGACAAACACACUGAGCCCAGUGACAGGCAAAUAACAGCUCUUCUUGGACAAGCCUGUGGCUCAGCCCUCGCCUCUCCUCCCUGGGACCUCUUUUCCCACUCUAGCAUCUGUUUUCAGAGGUAGCAUUCCCCUCCCCAACCCCAGAUGGGCAAAACACAGUGGGCAAGAAACAGACACAAAAUGUAAGCUAACUUCACUUGCCUAUAAAUGCUCCCACAGGGGCCCAAACCAUACAGUAGACCUUGGGUAUUGUCAUUCCAUUUAUAAAAAGUUACUACCAAUGGAAGAUUAAAAAUGUAUUCUUUAAAAAGGAUUUAACCCCAACAAGAAGUUAUCUAAGACAGAUUUUCCAAAUCCUGUAUCAGCUGCCCUUAAAAGCCAGCCAUUUUAAAAAUCUAAUAUCUAGACUUUGAGGAUGGCAUCAACUGACACAUGUAAUCCUCUUCUACACUGCUCAGAUCCAUUCAAUGCUUCUCCAUGUCACACACCUACGUGGCCUUGUGAGCCGCCCCCAGCUCUUCAAGAGCACGUGAAAGCCAUGCACGGCCCCUUCAUCCUGUAUCAUCAGCUGCUGGACUCCGUCACAUGUCCCAUUCCCUAGUAAGCCAUAGGCACCUAUUUAAGAGAGAGGAAGUUUCAUGUUUUCCAAAAGUGAAAUUUAAAAUUUACACCAUCAAGAUAUCUUUUUACUUAAUGCUUCAGUUAAUGAGACAUUCUUUUUUUAAUAAAUAUAUUUUUCUACUGAUCGUUUCAGAACACUAACCUUAUUUUCACUCUUAGCAUGUCUCUUUAAAUAUUUAAAUGCAGCUUAUUACAAAAUAUUUUCAGUAAAUUACUUGAUUAUUUCAUUGUGCACACAUUAUUGGUAGCAAACAUAGCUUAUCUUCUAGUACUGCAACGUGCUCUUUUACCUAUUACUAAACAAAUCAUUUGCUAUAUAUUUGUUAAUAUGCAUGUAGCGGUAAGAAAUAACUUCAAAUUCCAGGAAUUUUUAUUUUAUAUUCACUGGUCAGAUAUAAUAAAAGCUAUGAAUAUAAAUGUCAUGCAACUUCCAGGCAGGUAUACAACAUGUCUAUAAAAAAAAAUAGAAGCAAAAUUCUUUGAUGCUGGACCCGAUAAGGCACAAACUGUAGCCAAAUAUUACCUUACUUAUAACUAGACGUCUAUGUGAGAAAAUAUAAUGUAUGUAUGUGAAAAUCACUUUUAUUUAUAGGGCUCUGUUCUACCUAUGAACCGCAGUGUAGCCAGCUACAGCAGCUGAUUCUCCUGAUGGACAGAUGUCCAGUGUGUGUUAGCAUUUCUAACUGCCACUGUCCUGACACGCUCAGAUACAUAUUGGUAACUUCUUGGAUUCAUUUCCUUGAAACUAGUUAACUCUGCUCAAUAAAUUUUAUUAUUCACCUGCUUCUAUUGGCAGUGAUCUUCUUUUUUUUUUUCAUUCUUAUAUCUUAUUAGUUCAUCAUAAAUCUGUCCAGUUGAGGCCUCAGUGCUGUGGCAACAAUGCUAGAUUAGAAUUUCACACCUCCAAAAUAUUUUGCAGAAAUACCUUUUUCUUAAUUAAAAAAAACUAUAUAUGUGUGUGUGUGUGUGUGUGUGUGUGUGUGUGUGUGUGUGUGUGUGUAUACACACAACCAGUGGGAAUUACCUAUAAACUUUUUUUCUUCAACUAGCAUAUCAGGUUGUUUUUUCAAUUCCUUACCUUAUUAAAAUGAAAAGUGCCAUACUUUACUUUUUAAAAGAAAAUUUUGAUGCCCUUUCUCUCUGUUGAGAUUGUUCUUGUAUCUUAUUGAUGUUUAAACUAUAAGGAAAAAGAGAACUUCAUACCAAGGGUUUAGUAACUUUCAGAGAUACAUAGUCUAGUUUGUAUAGAUGCAGGUGUGCCAAAUUUUCUCUUGAGCUGCCACUGUUUCAGCCAGUAUAUAGCUAAGACUGACUUGCUGCUCUGAAUUUUUGAGAGAUUUAAGAGCCCAAGAAGUGAAUUCCCUUACAUGUCAGCCAUUUCUCCAUGAAAUGAAUUGUAAAAAGUACAUUGAUUUCAUUUAUGCUAGACCUAUUAAUAGGAAAAACUGUAUUGAAUCAAAUUGAAUUAUAUGUGUGAGUCAAGGUAGAGCAGGGACCUAUAGUUGGUGUCCUGGGCCAUUCUGUAGCCAGUCGUGCAUCCUGUGGCUGUGGGAUAUACAGGCAUCCUUCAACUCUGUGGGCCUCCAUUUCUCCAUUUAUAAAACAAGGGGCUGGACAUAGACAGUGGUUGAGAAACCUUUGCGACCUAAGAUGCCUUGGUCCAGUGACCCCACCCCUCUGCUGGUUCUGCCAACGUGUUGGUGCUAUAAGCUGCUUCAGAUACAAAGUGUGUUUGUCUAUAAUAUAUGCUCAUUUAACUGCUUCUCAAAGACCUUUUUGUUAUAUAGUGCUUCUUUUCUAAUUCAAGGACUUGUUUCCUGUAAUGUUAUAUUGCUUUUAGCCAAAAACUACAAACAAGUGUUCUCCUGAUGUCUCAGUAAAUUUACAUUUAAUAUGUCCUUGGUGAGAUUUUAUGAUUUUAUAACAUUCUUUGGCUACUCAUCUGUCCAGCAUCUUAUCUACCUUGACACUGUGAUCAUUGUCUGGAAAUCUGUCCUUUGGAAUGAAUAAAUGCAUCUACUUCACAGCUAGCAUGUACACAGAUUGGAACUUUUCAUUAAAAGCACCAUUGCAUUCUU
Ochotona curzoniae (black-lipped pika) is the source of this 4090-nucleotide messenger RNA. It is a transcript of the gene GNG12, whose product is annotated as G protein subunit gamma 12. Bases 245 to 463 code for a protein of 72 amino acids. Gene Ontology annotation, cellular component: heterotrimeric G-protein complex. The transcript has 5 exons. Gene Ontology annotation, biological process: G protein-coupled receptor signaling pathway. NCBI's taxonomy places the organism in Eukaryota, Metazoa, Chordata, Mammalia, Lagomorpha, Ochotonidae. Gene Ontology annotation, molecular function: G-protein beta-subunit binding. The record is from RefSeq and is a predicted model, not a curated record.